CGCGCUCAUUCGAUUGCCAGCGCGCGCGCCGCGCACCUCGUGUCACCUGGACCACUUCUAGUGUAUCAAACGCGAACUUAUUCAAUAUUAUAUUUAUUUUUUGUGUGAUUGACUGUUCUGUGACAAAAUGCCGAAGAAUAUUUUAGCUGAGAUGGGGUCCCAAGUGGGCCUCACGCCACGACAGAAUAAAAAGGAGGCAGAGGAAUGGGCUCGGCGGCAGAGCGGGCCUAUGGUCAAUCCUUCCUUCGAACCGGACGACUUCCUUCCUCAAAGCCUAUCACCGGUGAAGGAUGAGAAGAAGAGGCCGGGAGACAAGGGGAUCUUCCUCGUCAACAUGAAGGAGAAGAACAUUCCGGAGGUGGAAGAGUACGAGCCUUACGACAACAGGGUCGUGGAACAUCCUACCACGAACAUGGAAACCUUCCUUCACUUGAUGAAGGGUAGCUUGGGCACGGGCAUCCUGGCGAUGCCGCACGCGUUCUCCAACGCCGGCUACGUGGUCGGAUCCAUCGGUACCGUGGUCAUCGGUGUGUUGUGCACCUACUGCAUACAUAUCCUGAUAGACGCCUGCUACGUGCUCUGCAAGCGGAGAAAAGUCCCGUCUAUGUCGUACACGGCGGCUGCAGAGGCCGCGCUCUCCGAGGGCCCUGACUGGUGCAAGGUGUGCGCUCCUUAUGCAGCGCACGUGGUAAACGCUUUCCUAUUAGUAUACCAAAUCGGAACUUGCUGCGUCUAUGUAGUAUUCGUAUCGGACAACAUACACUUCGUCUUGACGGAGUACUUCGGCGUCGAGAUAACAGUAUUCCAAGUGAUGCUGUGCAUCCUACUACCGCUUGUCCUCAUCAACUGGGUGCGGGAUCUCAAGUACUUGGCACCCUUCUCCGCAAUAGCCAACGUGGUGACGAUUGUAAGCUUCGGCAUCAUCCUAUACUACCUCUUCAGAGAGGCACCCACGUUGGAAGGGAAAGUGCCAGCUGGAAAGCUAGCCAACUUCCCGUUGUUCUUCGGUACCGUGUUGUUCGCACUUGAAGCUAUCGGCGUGAUUUUGCCUCUAGAGAACGAGAUGAAGACACCCAGAGACUUCGUCGGCAAAUUCGGUGUCCUCAACUGCUCCAUGAUCAGCAUUAUCAUCAUGUACGUCGGCAUGGGCCUGUUCGGUUACCUGCAAUACGGAGACAAGGCUGAAGGCUCCAUUACGCUAAACUUACCCUCCCACGUCGAUAUUCUUGCCAACGUCGUCCAGUGCCUGCUGGCAUUUGCCAUCUUCAUCACGCACGGUCUCGCCUGCUACGUAGCUAUCGACAUCUUGUGGAACGAGUACAUCGGCAUCCGCAUGAUGAACAGCAAGCACAGGAUCAUCUGGGAAUACCUUCUCAGAACCGUCAUUGUGCUCUUGACUUUCGGCAUUGCAGCUGCGGUCCCCGCGCUUGAGUUGUUCAUCUCACUGUUCGGUGCGCUGUGCCUGUCGGCGCUAGGGCUGGCUUUCCCCGCGCUCAUCCAGAGCUGCACCUACUGGUACUACGUGUCCCGCUCCGAGCGCAUCCGUAUGAUCGUCAAGAACGCCAUCGUCGUGCUGUUCGGAGUUCUCGGCCUCGUCGUGGGCACCUGGACCUCGCUCGAGCGCAUCAUCGAGAAGUUUAGCGGAGCUGGUAUCGAACAAGCCGCCGCCAACCAAACCAUGGUGCAGAACACCACCCUAUCACCAUGAAGUAGCCGCCCAGAGCGGUGAACUACUCUCGUAGCACAGUGCCAUUACAGAACCGCCCGGCAUUGUACAAUGCAGCGUUUCUAAUUAGGUACACAAUAAUAGAUUAUAGAUUUUAAGUAUUUUUGAUGUACGUUUUCCAUGCAAACGUUAACUUGUAGUUUAUAAGAGAUUUAUUAUGAAUUGUUGACUCAUAUUAAUCGUAAGACAGCUUUAUUUUAGUGUUAGGAUAAAGUGCUGUGCGCUAUUUGCCGCAUGCCAGUAUUUACGAGUGACAUAGCAUGCUUUAAUUACCUCUCCACUCUUUCAGUAGUGCGACGGUGGUGUUGCCAUCAACGUAAUAAUCGAAUAUUUUAUUUUAUUGUUAAAUUAUGAGAGUAUGUGAUGUUCAAAGUGAUUUAAUUAGUUACGGCAAUAACUAUUUGUUAAAAUUAGAUUUUAUCAAAUUAUGACGUAUUAUCAGUUUUAUAAAAUCAAGUUAUAAUUUAUGAGUUAUUAUUAUUAUUAUAAGUUUAUUUGUGACUACUGCGACUAUCAUGUGACUAACCCUAUAGGACGGCGACGAUACCCGACAACUUUCAUAAUAUAUUAAUUAACCAAUAAUUAAGUUCUUGCCUGAUCUCUACCGAAUAGCUUGAUAGACCAGAACAAUUAGUACACGUUAUUAUAAAUUUUAGUUGUCGCAGAAACCUACCCAGUUAUAUACUUUUUUAUUAUACCAACUAAAAUAUGUAUAUUGAAGCUUGUUCUGUCAAUAAUAUAACGACAAAUGCAUUUAGCUACGACUUAGGUAUUGAUUAUAUAAAUAUUAUAAACAAUAUAUUAUUUAAAGUUGUCGGGUAACACCAUCAUUUACUGGUUGCCUGUUACGAGUCGUUAGUAUUUUUAAUUAAGUAUUUUAUCCUAAAGCAGUGAGAUUGAGUGUUAGUAAAAUGGUGGCAUUUUGCUAGAGUAACGUAAGUACAAUUCAGAGUAGAUAUUAAUUUUAUAUAUUAAUGUUUAACCGAUGCUUGUAUGGUACAAAAUUAGUAUAUCUCAGGGGUAACCCCCGUACAAACAAAUAAUAUUUUUUACUUGUUUAAAAGAAUUUAUCAAGGGAUUAUUUAUUUUUAUGACAAUAUUAAAUAGCAUUGUUCUUUUACACCAUAAUUCUCUUAAACAGUCUAAAAUAUUAUUACAACAAUACAGUGAAAUUAUAAGCGUCGUUAAGCACAACCCAAACGCAUUAUAUCUGAUACAUAGUCAGACAUUUUUCAUAUUUUUAUACUCAGAAAACUUUACUCAGGUGAUAUAAUUUAUUUU
Messenger RNA from Trichoplusia ni (cabbage looper), 3007 nucleotides. RefSeq names its product proton-coupled amino acid transporter-like protein CG1139. The transcript is spliced from 8 exons. Bases 128 to 1708 code for a protein of 526 amino acids. Gene Ontology annotation, molecular function: amino acid transmembrane transporter activity. The record is from RefSeq and is a predicted model, not a curated record. Gene Ontology annotation, biological process: amino acid transmembrane transport. Lineage: Eukaryota; Metazoa; Arthropoda; Insecta; Lepidoptera; Noctuidae. Gene Ontology annotation, cellular component: vacuolar membrane.